AGAUGUUCAUUUUAGAACCUCCUUAAAAACCCCUCUUCUAUGCCUCACAUUCAUCAUCACCUCCUUUCCUUGAAGAACCAGAAACCCUAGCUAAAUAAGACUUUGUAUUUUGUGAGAAAAAAAUCAAGCUUUUGUCCAUGGGUUCUAUGCUAGGGCAUAUAUUACCAGGAUUAGGCUUUUUUCUCAUAGGUUUAUGGCACCUCUUUAACCACAUCAAGCUCCAUGCUCUUCAUCCAAACACCUAUAUUGCACCACCAUGGUUUCCUUUUUCCAAGUUUAAGUAUUUGGAGCUCUACGUGAUAAUGGGAGGUUGCUUUGCUUCCAUAUCCAUGGAGCUCUUCAUUGGUCCAGACCGACACCAUCCUUUUGACACGGAUGGAACUAUCCCCACCAACCAUCUACGAAACUUCGAGCACUCUUCCAUCUCCAUGGCACUCUUCUCCUACGCUGCAUUCGCCAUUGUUCUUGAUCGUUCACGUGCCAAAGCUCGACAUGAUUUGGCUCAAUUCCUUGGUGCUAUAGCCUUUGCUCAGCAGUUUUUUCUUUUUUGCCUUCACUCUACUGAUCAUAAUGGUCCUGAAGGGCAAUACCAUUUGCUCCUACAGUUUGUUAUUCUUGUUUCUUUAACAACAGCUCUUAUGGGAAUUGCUUUUCCAAAGAGUUUCUUGAUCAUCUUUGUGAGGUCGCUUAGCAUUUUCUUCCAAGGUGUUUGGUUUGUGGUCAUGGGAAUCAUGCUUUGGACACCGGGCUUGGUGCCUAAAGGAUGUUCUUUGAAUGAUGAGGAUGGUCACAAAAUUGUUAGGUGCUCCAACGAAGAGGCUGCUCACCGAGCCAAGUCCCUUGUGAAUAUUAUGUUCAGUUGGUUCUUGGUUGGCAUUGCCAUUUUUGGUGUUUGCCUCUACUUGGUUUUGGAUAAAAUUUAUGGCAAAAAAGUUGAGUAUUUUACAUUGAAAGGGGAAGGUCUUGAUCAUCAUGGACAUGGAGACGAUUUGGAUGAUAUUGAAUCCCAAAAGGAAAAAUAUAAUCUCGGAGCUUCGAAGAACUUUGUUUAUAUGGAAAAAUCAGCUUUGUUGCCUACAGACAUGGGAAGGUAGAAUUGCUUAUAUAUAUGUAUGGUAGGAAAAGUCUUUGAACUAUAUAUGCUAUUAUGCAUAUAAAUAUGUUUGUUUUAGUGUAUGUAUAUAUAUAUACACGUUUAUGUGUCUAUAUAUUGUAAUCAGUUGUAUAUGUAUAUAUAUAUAUAUAUAUAGAUCCAACGGUCUUUAAUUUGUUUAAUUAGGCCAACAAUCUAUAUUUUGGUGUAACGUAGAUAUAUUACAUUAUUAUUGCAUGUACAUUCAACAGUUUGCUUAUGCGUUUUAUAUAUAAUAUAUAUAUUUUUUUCA
This is a messenger RNA of Ziziphus jujuba (common jujube), 1385 nucleotides long. RefSeq lists its product as uncharacterized. Bases 138 to 1094 code for a protein of 318 amino acids. The transcript has a single exon. NCBI's taxonomy places the organism in Eukaryota, Viridiplantae, Streptophyta, Magnoliopsida, Rosales, Rhamnaceae. The record is from RefSeq and is a predicted model, not a curated record.